Messenger RNA from Mixia osmundae IAM 14324, 501 nucleotides. RefSeq lists its product as uncharacterized. The record is from RefSeq and is a predicted model, not a curated record. The transcript is spliced from 3 exons. NCBI's taxonomy places the organism in Eukaryota, Fungi, Basidiomycota, Mixiomycetes, Mixiales, Mixiaceae. Bases 1 to 501 code for a protein of 166 amino acids.
AUGGCGCGGAUAGCAGCAAGCGCUGCCAUAGUCUUGGCAUCUACACAGCUUGUAUCGGCACAGUACUAUUGCGGCGGCUACAGCUACUACAACAGCGGAUGCUACGGCAAUGGCCUGUCUUCGGGUGCACGAAUCGGUAUUGGAGUGGGAAUCGCAGUCGGAGCUUUGGUCUUGAUCGCUGUGCUGUCCAUGGUCUGUCGGAGACGAAGAUCGAGGAAGUUUGCGUCAGCUACAGCGCCAGUGCCAGCUGGCGGUUAUCACGGCGCCCCGACGACGGGCUACACGCAAGACUAUAACGGCAACUCGACUUCAGCGACUGCACAGCCUGCCUACGGAGGCUCCGCGCCGUAUCAAAACUACGGCUAUGAUGCAAGUGGCUACAACAGCAAUGGCAAUGGCAAUGGCAAUGGCAAUGCGCCAGCCUAUCAGCCCCCAUCUGGACCACCGCCCCAGACAUCGCAGUACUAUGCUCCACCAGUGGGCCCGCCUCCCAAGGCCUAA